CUAAUAACAUUAAACCACAUAACACAAACUCACAGUGUUUCUCUCUGUUACGUGCUGACCUACACACAGUGCAGUACAGUAGAUACAGAAACUCAAAUGACAAGCCAGGGAAGGAAAAGAAUGAGACUCUGUCCCCACUGUCAUUCACUCUUAUCCUCUCUCUCUCACACACACACACACACACACACACAGAUGCAUGCACUUUGGGCUGAUCUGAAGGCAGGGCUCGGAGACGUGGCACGAGAGGUGUCUGUCUUACAGCAGGGAGGACGGCAAGUGGAAGACAGGGUGUCGUCUCAUCACCGAGACAACAAUGAAAAGAUUCUAUCUCUCAGGAACACGAUCAACACCAUACAGGAGGAUCUCAGUGGAGUUCUGGCACAGAUCUCACAGCUGAGCUAUAAGCAGAAAGAACUACAGAGAGACCUGGAACUGCUGCAGACCUUACAACAUAGGAACGGCUCCAGAGGGGAGGGGUCAUUGGAUGGCCACGCCUCUCUUUCCAGCCAGACUGAGCUGAGUCUCAUACAGCACUACAUCACCAGCCUUCCAACCAAUCAGAGUAAGAGGCAGACGGCUGCUCUGGAGCUGCUGGAGUCAGAGCGGGUCUAUGUCUCCUAUCUUUCCCUCCUCCUAAAGGCCAACAUCAGUUUUAAUGGAUCAGAAAAUGCCAGCCAUAAAGACAAACGGUACCCCUCACCCACCCACCCACACACACUGAAGGUGCAGUGCACGGGAUUUAGUGGCAUCUAGUGGUAAGGUGUCUGUAUUGCAACCAACUGAAUACCCCUGCCUUCCCAAGCGUGUAGGAAAACCUAUGGUGGCCAUCAAAUGCCAUACAAAUGU
Clupea harengus (Atlantic herring) is the source of this 846-nucleotide messenger RNA. It is a transcript of the gene arhgef33, whose product is annotated as Rho guanine nucleotide exchange factor (GEF) 33. The transcript has 4 exons. The coding region runs from base 97 to 753 and encodes 218 amino acids. The record is from RefSeq and is a predicted model, not a curated record. Gene Ontology annotation, molecular function: guanyl-nucleotide exchange factor activity. Lineage: Eukaryota; Metazoa; Chordata; Actinopteri; Clupeiformes; Clupeidae.